CGGGCGCGCAACGUACUGGUUGGCGUAGGGCGCGUAGUCGCCGUCGAGCGGUGGGCCUCCCAGGAGGGAUGUGCGGGCCUCGUGGUGCGUAAUGUUGGCGAAGGGGUCAGCCGCGGAGUGCGGCUGGGACGGGGGGGAUAUAAAGAGCGGCUGCGACGAGGGGAUACAGGGAGCGUGCGGGAGGGUCGUGUUGGUCGCAGGGCUGGAGGGCGCGGCUGGGACGGCGUUGGCGACGGUGCUGCGCGCUGGGCAGCUGAUGCUGAGACGACGGCUGUCAGUCGGAUGGCGGCGUACCAGGCGAAUGACAACGGCGCGGCGCAGCGCUGGUGAAACCGAGCUGGAGCGUGGCUGUGCGGAGAGGCCAAGCCGAACAGGUGAUCAGACGACGGAAUGCCGGGGCUUGGGCGCGACGACGGCGGGAAGCGCAGCGCAGUUUGAAACAACAAAAGAUGCAGAGCGAGGUGUGCAGAGCGAGGUGUGCAGUGAGGUGUGCAGUGAGAGGUGUGCAGUGAGAGAUGUGCAGUGUUCAGUGUCCAAUGCGAGGUGUGCAGUGUCCAAUGCGAGGUGUGCAGUGUUCAGUGUGCAGUGUGCAGUGUGCAGUGUUCAAUGCGAGGCGUUCAGCGCGAGGUGUUCAAUGCGAGGUCCCUGCGAGCCUCGAGGGUCGACUGUGGAGAACAGCGACGGCGACGGCGACGGCGACGGCGAAGGCGACGGCGACGGCGACGGCGACGGCGAGUGGACAGCUGGGGGCGGGCAAACAGUCCGCAGAGGGAUGCGCGCAGGCUGUCCUUUUCACGUCGACGAGGCCAGCAGCGAGCGCCAGCGCCCGACACAGCGACAUCCAGACGGCUGUGCGGCUCAGCCUCUGUUGCCAGGGCCAGGGCCAGGGCUGAUUUUGCGCCGGCUGGACGAACACUGAUACGCCUGUCCCGACCAUCGCCCCGUUCGUGCUGUGGCGCAGCUUCGUCAGUGGAGCUUGCCCGGCGGACUCUCCCAGGCCCACCGUCAUCGCAGCCCACGCACCACCGCGACUGCGACCGCGACCGCGCCGGCAGCAUGACCAGCACGACCAGCACGACCAGCACGACCAACACGACCAGCACGCCCACCGGUACGUGCCUCGCAUAACCCCCCGCCCCGCCUGCACGUCACACGCUGACUGCCCACAGGACAAGCAUCGCUGCUACGCGCCGCCGCCGACGGCUCGCUGGACUCGUGAGUGUCGCCAGCAGUUAUCGCAACCACCCUGGCUAACGUCCGACCGCAGCGCCGAGUGGCCCGCGACGCUGCAGUACAUUCUGGACCGCCUGGACGAGGUGAGGCGCGCGCUCCA
Molecule: messenger RNA, 1333 nt
Organism: Didymella exigua CBS 183.55
Lineage: Eukaryota; Fungi; Ascomycota; Dothideomycetes; Pleosporales; Didymellaceae
Exons: 1
Coding region: 92-919 (275 amino acids)
Source: RefSeq, a predicted model, not a curated record